CUCGAGUCACAGUCAGCUGACAUUCCCUCCCCCUUAAAGACUUGACCAUUGAGCUACGUCUUCAAUUUUCGCGUACAGAAAGCUCACGGACAACCUAAAUCAUGCAUCUAAUGCUAGUCGUCGUUCUCGCACUUGUUGGUGCCGCUGUCUCGCAGGCUCCAAUACCUUGCAAAUCUCCAGCACAGUGGUCGGCUACCCGGGUUAGGUACGAUUUCAAGGAGAAAAUCGUCCGCAAGGAGCGUUACCAUCAUGAUGCCAUUUACCAGAGGACGAAGAAAAUUGAAGAAAUCGAACAGGGAGAAAGCAAGGAGUUCUAUGAAAUCUACCGAUUCUAUCCACAGAGAAAACAAUACAUCAUCAACCUGAAGACCAAAUACUGUAACACGACAGCCUUGACCCGCCCCUUCCCAGUGUACGAGAUCUCGCCCAACGACCGGUUCCUGGGAGAAUACGUGAUCGGAACUACUGCCGUGCCGGGUGAGGGUGUCACCAUACAGCAGUGGGGAGGCAUGGGCCGAGAACCAGGAACCAUGUUUAGUGGCGCCUGGACGCUGUCUGACUGUUUGUUAACACGCUGGGGCUACUUCAGUAACACCACUGGACCUAUUGAAGAGAGCAGUUACUACGACAUCACCCUGGGAGUAAAUCCUGAAGAUUUCAUCCAGCCUUCCAGCUGCAUGGGAUAAAUUAUCACACACCGAUAGAUGGCGACAACAGUCCAACUACAUUUAUAGACUGAAUUCAAGCAUUACCAUUUAUUGUGUUUACAUUUUCACCACAUAAAAUACUGAACAAAUACUUCACCGAUAUUUUAAGGACAAAGUUGACUGUUUCUAAAAGUACAAUUUGGACUGAAUAGAAAAAAAAACUUUUGUUAAUAUCAGUUGCAAUCUAUUAUUGCAAUAUGCACACCACGUUUACUUUCAGCCACAAGUAUCAAAAUUAAAGUUAUGUGAUAUA
Messenger RNA from Lingula anatina, 960 nucleotides. RefSeq lists its product as uncharacterized. Gene Ontology annotation, molecular function: calcium ion binding. Gene Ontology annotation, cellular component: extracellular region; lysosome. Lineage: Eukaryota; Metazoa; Brachiopoda; Lingulata; Lingulida; Lingulidae. The record is from RefSeq and is a predicted model, not a curated record. Gene Ontology annotation, biological process: cell-matrix adhesion.